Eimeria tenella is the source of this 4314-nucleotide messenger RNA. RefSeq lists its product as uncharacterized. Bases 1 to 4314 code for a protein of 1437 amino acids. The record is from RefSeq and is a predicted model, not a curated record. The transcript has a single exon. Lineage: Eukaryota; Apicomplexa; Conoidasida; Eucoccidiorida; Eimeriidae.
AUGGAUUUGGUAGACAGAGUGUGGCAUGAACUGAAGCAGUCGGGAUGUAGCUGGAGCGCAGCACCGCCGAACUGCAGUCGCUCCCUGUCCAGUUUCCAGAUUCCAAAAGUCAAGAAAAAUGAACUUUCGCAAGAAAAGGCCACUAGCGUUCACCAGAGCUCUGCAGUACCCCCGCAAAAACCUGCAGAUGAGCUUAUUUCACACAGAGAGAGUGCUGAAGCCCAAUUGGCGGCGCAAUCGCCAGGGAGCAGAACAGCCUACGGUCUUGAGAGCUGGAAGUCUGUGUCCUGCACAGUGCAGCGACAGGCAAAUGUACUGAAGGAAGAGUGCCGCAGCAGCCGCAGGUACACCGCUCUUGAGGCGCUGAAGCGGGUCUUUGUGGACGCCUCAGUGCCCAGCCUUUUUUACAAAAGAGCGUUUGCUUUGCUGCUGGAUCCGCUGCUGCUGUGUCUUUCGGAGCCCGCCGAAAAGGCGCGGCUCCUCUCAGCCAGUAUUCUCUUUAAGUUUUUCUGCGAAGCAGCAGCAGUUGACGAAGCCCUGGGAGAAGUGCUGCGGGCGCUGACUGCCCGCUUUGGCUCCGAAGACAUUGAAAGAGUGGCUCACCUGCCCCCAGUGAUGCGCCCAGACCCUGAGUACAAGCCCCUGCAGCUGACUCCCAUAGAACAGAGCGACGAAAUGCGGCAGAGUCUGUUCAAGUUGCUUCAGCUGGUGCUGCACAGAAGUUCAGAUGAAGCCGUUUUGAGCCACCUAGACUUGGCCGUAGGCCUGCUGCGCGCCGGCGCAAUGGAUUUGUGCCCUGAGGUGAAGUGUUUGGCACUGGAAGCCGUCGUUGAGCUCUGCAGUCGGCACCAAAACAUGCUGCUGCACUUCACUGAGCCGCUGGCGAGGUCACUUCUUUCCUGUCUUGUGCACCAGCACUCGCGAAUACGAAUGGGAGCUCUUCGCGCACUCACACUGGUGCUUUCUUGUGGCUUGUACAAGUACAACGGCGAAAUUGUUCACAUGCUGGCUGGCUGGCGGGACCCCAACAUAGUCCCGAUCAAGAGUUUGUACGAAGUCACAACCAUAAGGAACUACUUCGCGGAGUUGCUGGCAGACCGCUCGCCGCUGGUGCGUAUGUAUUUCUUCGACACUGUUUGCUACUGGCUGCUCAAUUUGCAAGAUAAGGCGGACUACGAAACUUGGCUCUUCCCUUACUUGCUGAGCGGGCUCUUUGAUUCAUUCCGGCCCAUUCAGCAGCUCGUGUUUCUCCUUUUGGAGCGGCUCGGGAGGCACUACGAGCAACUUCACGAAAAGGAUUUGAGGGAAAUCAAGCAACUCGGCACUCCGGACUUGUGGAGCUACGGGGGAAAAGCCUUCCUGUCUUUUCCCCUGGGCGGCUGCUGGGCCGUUUCGGGCGCUGCCAAAGUGCGCGAAGAGGCGCAGCAAUUUGCUGCUUUCGUCAGCUCCUACACUGAGCGCCUGCAGUCUCUGGGCAUCGAAGGAUUUUCUUUAGUUGAGAACAAACAAAAUCAACUCACAGCCCCCGGCGAGGAGCUCGUGGGCGACCCCCCCAGGCCCUCCCUGGGAGCCCGCACUAUGGUUCGGAUAUAUUUCCGGCGUUUUGCAAAAACCCUUUUUCAGCCCGUUUCAGACUUCAAAGAAGUCUCCCAAACCGCUUCCGCCCGCCUCCUGGUGGUUUCUUUCGCCUUUAUAGAAGAAGCUGCUGUGGAAUGGCUCGACAGCUGCUUUGCAAUUUGCUGCAGAGUCCUCGCGGCGCCGCAGCAGCAUGCAACAGCAGCAGUGGAGUCGCACAGAGUGGCUCUGCAGCUCUUGGGGGCCUUUGCCGACCCGGAAAACUACUGGGAAGUUGCAAAGGAGGCUUUAAGGGAGAAUGUCCUCGAGGAACUUCAAGUUCAAGUUGCAACGCUCAGCAGUCUGGCCUUGAUGCUACAAGGAUCCUUCAUGGUUCUCAAGAAAGCCGCCGACCCGAGCCUUGGCCUGGGCCGCCUGGGGCCAGUUUUGCCUGAAAUUGCCCAGGCGAUUUCUUCUAGUCAUUUGCUUCAAGAGCCGUAUCUGCGUUUUGCUGCUGAGGGUCUGACGCAGCUUGUGCAGGUUCUGGUGUCUGGAGUUCGAGGGCAAAACGAAACUCUUUCGGAAGAAACCUGGCAUCAUUUGCUCAGUGUAACUUGCUGUUUAGCAGCACCUCCGAGGUGUCUGGAAGGAGCAGAAAACAGCCAGCUGCAGCCCCAGCUGCAGCAGCUAAUGACCGACUUGGCUUGUUGCCGCAAAGCUACAAGGCGUACGCCGCAGCCCCACAGCGACGCAGCCACACUGUGGGCCGCAGUGGACAUUCUACGGGGCAUCCCGCCGGCCAACUUAGCUGCUCUCAGCACCUACAUAAUCCACUUGCCCAGCUGCCGCCUCCUUGAAGAAAAAACUUUUCAAGUUCUUUUCGGAAGGCUGCAGCAAUGUGCAGCAGCAACAGAGGAAGCUGCCACGAGGCGCAGCUGCAGGCGGGCGGCUCUGCGGCUGGUGAUGCGCCUUGCGCAGCUAGACGCAGCAAGCAGCAGCAGCAGCACAGACGCUGGGACCCAGACGCCACAGCAAAAGUGCCCAUCGGCCUGUCCAACCGCUGUUUCACGCCCCAGCAGCUCGGGCGUUGCAGGGACUGCAGCAGUAACAACAGCAGCAGCAGACAGCAGCAGCAGCACCGAACUGCAAAACGGCGAAGCCGAGGAAUCAGAACCUAUGCGGAAACUCCUCGACUGCCCGGUGGCAGCGGCCGCCGGCGUGCUGCAGCAGCUGCUGCUGCGGUUGCUGCAGGAAGUGGAAUGCGCCGAAGACGCGCAAGACGCCCUAGCAGCCCUGACAGAACUUUUGACGCUGCCGGGCCUGGGAAAUGUGAAUUGGGGGGAAGCGGUGCAGCAGCUGCUGCUGCUGUCGGGGCUUUCUCAGAACUUGGCCCGCUUUCUGGGCUGCCCGUUUCUGCAUACUAAGCUAUUUCGCAGCGCAUGCAUGGACUACGCUCAUCAUUCUGCUGCUACUUAUCCAGACAAGAAUCCCGGCGCAGUUCUGGAAGAAAUGCCACUGGGCAAGCGGCGGGAGCUGCGGCUUGCUGCGCUGCGAGCUGCAGCAGAACUCAAACAGCAAGCUGUGCUUCUGCUGCGCCUCUGCCUUCCCAUGCUCGCUGAAGAUCGUAGCAGCCUCUCAGCCCUCGUCUACGGCACCCUUGCUGCGCUGCAACCGCCCAGCAAGCUGCAAAAUCGGCCAGACGCAUGCAAGAUGGGCUGCUGCGAUGCUGCCAAGGAGCACGGAGGCACUGCUGUGAAUGCUGCUGCAGACGGUGCUGCAGGUACUGUUGCAGGCGCUGCUGCAGACGCUGCAGCAGAUGGUGCUGCACGGGCUGCAGCAGACGUUGCUGGAGAUACUGCUGCAGGAAAUGUUGCAGACGCUGCUGCAGACGCUGCUGAAGACGCUCAUGCAGGCGCUGUUGCUGCGGCUGCUGCAGACUCUACUGCAGAGGCUCCUGCAAAUGCUGCUGCAGACGCUGCCGCCGGCGCUGCUGCAACCGCUGCUGCAGACUCUGCUGCAGACAUUGCUGCAGGCCGGUCGAGAGACACUGACAAUCAGCCAAAUGCGAAUGAAAUAGAAAGGACGAAUGAAGAGGAGGCUGAGGAAAAAGAGGAGGUCUGCAGUUUCGCCCAGCAUACAGUAUCUUUGCCGUUUGAGGCUCAGAGCCCUUGGCUUUUGUUCCAGAUUGCGAGUUGCCUCUUCGAUACCAUUUCCCUCUGGAUAGCCCCAGAGAGGGGGCUUCCCAAUGAAGAAGAGGGCCUUCGGAAAUUUAGAAAAGUCUUUGAAAUGUGCAGUCCGGACUCGCUGCUGAUGCCGCGGCUGCUGGCGCUUCCGAUGUACAGCCACCUCGAGCGGCUCCACGCAAACCGCCGCCUCCUGGAGCUUCUCUCAGAAAACUGUCUUUGCCAGGCGGUGGACACAUGCGUGCGGCAAAUUUUGGACCUUAAGAGCUCGUUUCGUGAGGGCUAUGAGGCUUAUUUGGAGGCCCCAGAGGGGCCUCCCGGGGCCCGUUCUGGGGCCCCCAAAGCCCUGAAGGAAGCGGUCGCCGCAGCCAAAAAACAGGCCGCUGCUGUCUCUCUAGAAACCCAAAAAAACCAGGCGAUCUCUGCACUCAUACAGCUCGUCAAACUCUUUGGAAUUGUCUGCCCCAGCGCUCUUCAAGAGUGCCUUCGGCAGUAUGAGGCACGAGGCCGUUUCAGCCGCUGGGAGCUCUUAAGUCGAAUCUUUAAAGACACCAACGGCUCCCUCUCUGACAAGUAA